Molecule: messenger RNA, 647 nt
Organism: Parathielavia appendiculata
Lineage: Eukaryota; Fungi; Ascomycota; Sordariomycetes; Sordariales; Chaetomiaceae
Exons: 2
Coding region: 53-442 (129 amino acids)
Source: RefSeq, a predicted model, not a curated record
GUCACCAUAGCUUACUGGGGUUCUGCGCCGCGAGACGAGAGUGCAACCCGCCAUGCCUUCUCGAUCCUCGACGAGACCGAAGACGCCCUCACCCUCAGCCUGCGGCGAUUCUGCCAACGGCCCGAAGCCCUGCAGCUACAGAUCUAUUGCACCAUCCUCGGAGUGGGAUCGUGACCCGUAUGGGUCUCCAAGAGAAGAAGAAGACGCUGCCGCGGCCGGUCCGCCCGACCCAGAUCCCGAGCUGGACAAGCCGGCAUACACCCACAAACACCGCUUCCGCAUCGUGCCAAUCCGCGAGGUGAUCAACCCCCUGCUGAAGGCCAUGGCCCACACCAUCAGACGGCUGCCCCGGCUGUCAGAUUUCAGUGGAUCGACUCGAACGACUGGCCUACGCACAGUGUCGAGUACAUCUCCAACUGGCGUGACGGGGGUGGAAACUUAAACUUUGAUGGAUGGGGCAUAUAUGAGGACGGGAUGACUUCAUUGACACCUGCGAACCACUUGUGAAUGAAGACAUUCUUGAGUAUUUCAUCGAGUUGCCGUCUGCCAGGAAGUUGCGAAAGGAUCCAGUGUCCUAGAAAAAGGGUGCGUUCCCUGGGCGUCUCAAACAACAAAUAUGAUUUAUAAUGAAGCUCUUGGGCACUUCG